AUGUCAGCUUUUGAUUGGAUACUCGCUAUUGAUGGGUAUCCGAAGUUCUGUCUAAUUAAUCCGUUUACUAGGGCUCAAAUUCAGUUGCCACCUCUAGACACCUUUCCAGAUGUUUUGAGAUUUGAUCAUAACAAGCCGAAUGAAGAAUAUUUUAUUUAUGGGGCAAGAAGAUAUAUUCCUAAUCAAAAAACAUAUUCAAAGGGUUUGGCUUACUUCCGAGAAAUUUUCGUCAAUAAUGUUGUCUUGUCGUCAAAUCCUGCUUCUAAUGAAUUCAUGGUCAUGGCCAUCUACGAUGAGCUUGGAGAAUUUGCUUUUUGUAGAAGUGGGGAUAAGAAAUGGAGUAAGUUAAAGGUUUCACGAUUUGCUGAAGAUGUCAUGUCUUAUGAAGGAAAAUUCUACGAUUUAACUCGUAGUAGAGAAGUUUGGAUUGGUGACGCUAUCUCGCUGCCACAGAUGACGAGAAUUGCGCCGCACCCUUCACGGCAUGUCCCAAAUGAGUGCUGGUUGGUGCGAAUGACAUCUGGUGAACUUGUGUUCGUUAAUAUGAAAUUUAAAUGGAAACCAAUAGUUGAUGAUCCCGAAGAAAGGGAAUAUUAUAAAACUACCCACCUUUGUGGUCUACGAGCUAUUUCAAGGACGGUUGAAAUGGAUUGA
Messenger RNA from Corylus avellana, 654 nucleotides. Lineage: Eukaryota; Viridiplantae; Streptophyta; Magnoliopsida; Fagales; Betulaceae. The record is from RefSeq and is a predicted model, not a curated record.